AUCAUAACGAAGAACCAUUUGAGCUGCUUUGCUGAACGUGGCCAUUUCAUUUAAUGCGCAUGCGCGGGCGUUUUUGCGCGCUCGAAAAACCGAUUUGUUUUGCAAGCUUACAGCUGUUCGUACACGUUCGUACACGUUUACGGUUUGGUAGGAUCCACGGGAUCGACAAUAAACAGAAAUUGUGUGUUUGAACUAGAUAACGCAUUUGCCGCAGCCGAUUAUUUUCACAUCUCCGAAUUUCCUUGGAUUAUCGAAAGUAGCACGAUGGAAUUGUUCAAAACGGUAAUUACUGCUACAGUCAAGGACAGAAAACCUUUGCACGUACUGCAGCCAGCAGCUACCGACAAAGAAACUUUGGUUGGUGCUGAUAGGAUUUUUAAACCUAUCAUAUCAAAAGAAGCAAGAGCGAAACAGAAUGUAACAGAAAUCAUAAAAAAAGAUGCUCCUAAAAAAGUGACUAAGAAGAACAAAGCUAUCCAGACUGUGCGAGAGAAGAUAGAAAUUGAAGCGGAAGAUUUAACGUCAGACAAUCCUGGUGAAAACUAUUGGCAAAUCCUGGCUGAAAGAAGACAAAUGGCACUUGUGGGCACUUUAGAGGAAAAUAAAAAACUUGUGCAGGAUAUUGAAAGAUUAGAAGAGGAAAAUCGUGUUUACAAAGAAAUGUUGGACGAGACAAAAUUACUUGUUGAAGUACUACAGGAGCAAAUUGAAGAUGAUGGGAACAAUGUGAACAACUCGUUAGAUGACAGUACUCUUUAAUUUAAGAGUUGAACUUCUUAAUCAAACCUAAGAGAAAAACUAUAUGAUUACUCUGAUAAUUUAUAAGAAAAUAUUUAUCUUGUAUUAUAAACAAAAUAUUUAUUUGCGUAUUCACACAUUCAACAUUUUAAAGAGUAAUGUAAGCAAACAAAUGACAUUUAUGAUAACAUUUUUUGUUAGCAUAAUUAUUUAACAGUUAUAUUAAUAUCACAAAUUGUUGGCCAUUAAAGUUAGAGAUACACACACAAGUAAUAUACAAAUACAUGGUUUGAGAUUAUCAAUUUUUUAACAUGACAUAAGGACAACGGAAAUUCGAGAUCUUCUGUUUUCUUAAUUAUCUGACACAAUGAAGAGUAGUCGUGCCCGUUACGACAAAAUAUAUUACGAGUGUCAAGUGAAGUUAAACCAAUGUAAUAACGUAAUAAUGCGUAUAAUUGUCAACAAUUAUUUAACGACAAACAUCUAGAAUUAAGAAAUUUCUGUACACUUUGUAUGUAUAAUAAAUUUUUAUUUUAUGAUAA
Molecule: messenger RNA, 1280 nt
Organism: Wasmannia auropunctata (little fire ant)
Lineage: Eukaryota; Metazoa; Arthropoda; Insecta; Hymenoptera; Formicidae
Exons: 5
Coding region: 265-759 (164 amino acids)
Biological process (GO): regulation of DNA replication
Source: RefSeq, a predicted model, not a curated record